This is a messenger RNA of Microcebus murinus (gray mouse lemur), 3117 nucleotides long. The record is from RefSeq and is a predicted model, not a curated record. NCBI's taxonomy places the organism in Eukaryota, Metazoa, Chordata, Mammalia, Primates, Cheirogaleidae.
UUUAAAGAAAGGCUGCACCAGUAGUUUUCAACACUGUGUUGUGGGCUAAGUGCAUCUGUGAGUAAUGCACAACCAGUUUGAGGAACUACAAAGUUGUAUUGCUGAGCCCACCAAGAGUCCCAUAGCUGUUCAGUAAGAGACAUUGCUGGUUUUAUCACCGCGCUAAGUGAAAUGAAUUUGCCCAGCAGAUGAUAACUGAGUUGGUCUCUCAGAACUCGUGGGAAGUUGGCGCCAUAACAGAGGUGAGAUACUUCCAAAAAGAAGAUCAAGGCCUGUCAAUUGGCAACUGGGGAUGGGGGCUGUGGGUAGAGGUGGUCAGGAUUGCCAAAGAUCCAGAGAAUGGGUUUUCUUUAAAUGCUCAGAGAUCUCAGGAGUUCAGAUUGUUUAGGGCCCAUGGGUAAGUUUCUUUGAUAAAGAAAAGAAAAUACCCCCAACCACUGGUGGGGUGGAUCUGGUGAACGGAAAGAGCAGAGGUUUCAGAAAUCUCGGGCUCCUCGCUCAAAAAUAGGAGGCUGGAGGGGGCGUAAACCGCUGUGUCAUCACCCAUUGGCUCCUGUACCGUUGUAGCCCUGCCCCCUCACCCUCGCUUCCCUCCCAUCGAAUCCAACCGAUCUACCUGCCUGAAGACUCUUGCUAUUCAGUCGGGCGCUCGUCCUCCUUUCUGCCACCCUCUCCCCCCUACCAGUUCCAGCUUUGGAGAUAGAACUUGUGAGAGGCGGAUGGAAAACUCAUACACCUAAAGUCAACAGUCCUCGAUGUCCUUACAUUUGACAAGGAGUGACGGCCCAUCACUGCAGCAGCAGAAACUGGAGUCUACCCACGAUGAUAAAAUCCUAAAGGCACAGAAUAUGAAAUCCCAGGUGUCUAAACCUACAUAUUCUGAGUCUACUAUUACCUGGGCCUCCCACUCCUCAAAGUUUGAGUUAUUGCCUACUGAGUCAUUGGCUGAGAAUAAAUUUUCCUACUCUCGGUCAUCACACGUGUUCUCUGUUGAAGAUAAUAAAGAAGCACUGAAGACUGUAGACAAACAUGAGCCAAAGGAUGAAGCCCCCCCUGAACGACCAUCCUGGGCCAAUAAAACUGAGUACCUCCUGGCCCAGGUGGGCUUCUCUGUGGGGCUGAGCACCAUCUGGCGCUUUCCUUAUCUGUGUUUUCACAACGGAGGUGGCAGUUUUAUCAUCGUCUACAUCCUCAUGCUGUUCUUCCUGGGAGUUCCUCUUCUCUUCCUGGAGAUGGCAGCUGGCCAGAGGCUGCGUCAGGGCAGCAUUGGUGUAUGGAAGGUCAUCAGCCCCUGGCUUGGUGGUGUAGGGUAUGCCAGCUUCACGGUUUGCCUCAUUGUGGGCUUGUACUACAGCAUGCUUAUGGCUUGGAGUCUCUUCUAUUUGGUUCAGUCUUUCCAGUCCCCACUGCCUUGGUCAUCAUGCCCCACACUGAGGAACACCAGUGAUUUUGAUCCUGAAUGUGCACGGACGACAUCCACCACAUACUUCUGGUACCGGAAAAUGUUGAAGGCCACAGAUGAAAUUGAGAUGGGUGGACUACCAGUCUUUCAUCUCGGUGUGUGUCUCUUUGUGACCUGGUUACUUAUCUGCAUUUCCAUGAUGAAAGGGCCCAGGUCCAUUGGGAAGAUGCUGUAUGUCUUAGUUCUUCUUCCCUACAUCAUACUUUUUGGUCUCCUUGCCUGGACUCUACUGCUGGAAGGUGCUAUUUUUGGUCUCAAGGCUUUGUUAGCUACCGAGGUAGCAGCCCUGUACUCUUUGAAAGUGUGGCGCCGGACAGGAAACCAGGUCUUUUUGUCCAUGGGUGCUGGCUUCGGCAGCUUCACUGCAAUCAGCUCAUAUAUCCCUCGGUCCAACAACUGUAUCAAUGAUGCCUUUGCUGUGGCUUUUCUCAACUUGGUCACCUCAAUGACUGCCACGUUGGUUGUAUUUUCCAUCAUAGGCCACUGGGCCACAGUGAACACCCGAAAAUGUUACCAGAAUAAUACCAACAGAAUGAUGACACUGGUAGCAGCUGGAAUGCUGCCUUCUGAGGUCCAGCCCCAAGAUAGUGUGUAUCUCGAUCCAAACCUCAUUUAUCCAAGGUGGCUCAAUAGCCUCCCUGAACAAGUCAAAAGUGAAGUCCUACAACAAUCGACUGAUUGCAACUUAACUUGGCAAUUGGAACAGGCUAUGGAGGGUCCAGGUGUGACAUUUGUGGCAUUUACUGACCUCAUCUCUGUGCUUCCUGGACCCACCCUCUGGGCCAUCAUCAUCUUCCUGCUGCUGCUGACCCUGGGGAUGAGCACCAUGAUAGGGAUUGUUCAGGGCAUCAUUACCCCUCUCCAGGACACAUUCUCCUCCCUCAGGAAACAUACGAAGGUGCUCACAGUGAGUGUCUGCAUGCCUAUGUUCCUGGGCAGCCUCAUUUUUGCCGGGCCCUCGGGCAGCUACUAUGUGAAUCUGCUGGAUGAUUACUGGGCAUCUCUGCCCCUCUUCUUAAUUAUCAUCUUGGAGAAUGUGGCCAUGGCCUGGAUUUAUGGGGCCAGGAGGCUCCUUGCAGACAUGACAAUCAUGUUGGGCCGCUCUAUCUCCCCCAUAUAUCGUCGGCUGUGGUCCUUUCUGUCUCCAUGUGUGCUGCUAAUCCUGUUUUUGUCCACCCUGAUUCAUCUUUGUGGGGAGGAUAUCAACUAUAUGGCCUGGAACUCAACCUCAUCAAAUGAAGAGCGCCAAAUCUAUCCAUCAUGGGCUAAAUUCUUACUCGUAGUUCUUAUCAUUGUGACCAUCUUGCCCAUCCCUGCCUACUUCUUGUACACCCUCACUACUGUGACUUUCCCAGUCUGCAUGAUAAACAGUGGGGCCACAGUUGUCUUCAAACCUGAAGAUAAAAUUAACUCACAGAAGUCUCCUCCAUGGAUUCAGGAGAGGCCAAGUCCCAAAAUAAUGAAUAAAAUGGAUAAAUAACCAGGGGGAAGACUUUCUACCAUCAUUUGAUUGAUGGUGACUGCUGAUACUACAUCUUGUAGGCUACCCUCCUCUGGGAGUUGGUCUGUACUACGUCUGGUCCGUGCUACAUCUGGUCCCUAUGAAACUGGGGCAAAAAUAGUGCUGGUAAAUAAAUCAGUUCAGUUGAACCUUA